AUGAAAUUUGAAUCUAGCCCAACCACACACACACACACACACACACACCCAACCACACACACACACACACACACACACACACACACACACACACACACACACACACACACACACACACACACACACACACACACACAACAAACCAUUUCUAACCCAAACUCCUUUUUUCCCCCCACCCAAACAGCACACUCAGUCGGUUGUGAAGAAGGCUGGCUAACUUUCAACAACUACUGCUACUGGUAUUCUGGCGAAACCGAAUACAACGUUCUGUCAUUCAACGAAGCGAGAGAUGACUGUAAAAGUAAAGGAGCAGAUAUGGUGUCCAUUCAUUCACAGGAAGAGAAUGAAUUUGUUUAUUCUAUGAUUUCGGAAGGGACUUACUACUAUCUGAACACGUGGAUUGGCCUCUCCGACGAAGGACAUUCGAACGAGGUCACGUGGGUAGAUGGGACAGAUGUGACGUUUACGAGCUACGAGCAGUUCGAUUACAACCCCUUUUACUCCUCCCCCUCCUGCGGCUUGGUAGACUACGCAGCGUACACGGCUCAGUCCUGGACAAUAGGGCCUUGUUCUGACUACAAUUCGUACGUGUGUAAGAAGCCACAGGAAACGACUCCUAUAAAUCCGCCGUCGGAUGGCUGCAAAGAUUGUCCACGCGACUCGAAGGCAAGAGCGAAGGAAAUGAACGCCAAGAUGCUCAGAUUCAAGGCUAAAGAAAGGACACUCGGCAACUCUAAGCUCGAGGAAUUCAACGCCGAGGAAAAGGAAGUGAGGGAAGGCAACGCCAAGGAAGAAGUUCCAAUGGAAUUCAACGCCGAGGAAAAAGAAUUGAGGGAAGGCAACGCCAAGGAAAAGGAAGUGAGGGAACGCAACGCCAGGGGAGAGGAACUGAAGGAACUCGACGCCGAGGAGAUCCUUGAGGGAGAGGAACUGAAGGAACUCGACGCCGAGGAGAUCCUUGAGGGAGAGGAACUGAAGGAACUCGACGCCGAGGAGAUCCUUGAGGGAGAGGAACUGAAGGAACUCGACGCCGAGGAGAUCCUUGAGGGAGAGGAACUGAAGGAACUCGACGGCAAGACACACGAACUCUCGGAAGAGCGCGAAAGCAGCCAAGGCUCCGCCGCCAGCCCUCCCCUCAUACGGAAACCCCGAUCCCCCCCUAACCUCCCCCGCCAUACCCUCUCCCCUCUGGACGCCUCCGGCCGCCACGAACACCCCAUCUGGCUGAGCUCCCACGAGGACGACGCCCCCUUCACCGCCACCAACUUCCACUCGCGCUUCAGAAACCAGCACUGGGCCAAGCACACGCUCCGCUCCUUCCAGCAGCAGCAGCAGCAGCACGACGGACGACUCAAGCUGCACGCGAGGAUCAAGGCGCUGCUCGAAAGGACGACCCAGAGGCCGGUCGUCAAGGAGAUCAGCGGCGUCCAGGUGGGGCUGCCGACGUCCACCGCCGAGUCGUUCACGCUCUCGGCCAGCGACGGGGAGGGCGGGGGGGAACGCAACUGCACCCACGCCGAGAGCAAGCACCCGAAUCCCGACCGCCCCAAAACUCCGACAACUCCGAAACCCCCGACAUCACCGACUCCAACUACCCCUCUCACGCCCCCGCCCCCGACGCCGCCCGCGCCCGCCAACACCACCGACAACCGAACCGAGGUCACAGCCGCCCCGACAACCCCGAAGCCGCCGCCGACGGGGUGCAAUCGGAGCGACGUAGCCUACAAGGGGUCCUGUUAUAACUUCCCUGGUCAGACCCAUUCUUGGCAAGACGCUAAGGGUGUUUGUGAGUCGAGCAAAGCCCAUCUUGUCGUCCUUAAUGACAGGUUCGAAAGCGCCUUCCCGUCGAGCUACUUAGGUGAGUUAGGUGAACGGGCCUGGAUCGGCAUGUCGGGGACCGUGGCGGAGGACGGUUCGGUCACCUUUACCUGGGUCAACGGUGAUGAGGUCGACUAUACGAACUGGGCGGAGUAUGAGCCAGCACCAAACCACGGAACUUGCGUGGCCGCAUCAGGAAGGCUGGAGACGCCCGGCCUAUGGGAAAUUCGGGACUGCACCGACGCCUUCCAGUAUGUGUGCGAGUACGACCGAGAGGGCUACAUACCCCCCACCCCCCCAACCACCCCGGCACCCGUUACGUUCUGCGCUGAGGGCUGGGAGAGGCACGAAGGGAAGUGUUAUAAGGUAUUUAAAGAGCCGCGGACUUGGGGCAUGGCGGAAGGAACCUGUAACUCCUACGGGGCUUUCCUGGCGAGCAUAGGAAGUGCGGAGGAGCAAGUGUUUUUGCAGAACCUCCCUGGCAUUACCAGCAUCAGCGGUGACUUCCUCUCGAUCUGGGUUGGUCUCCAUCUCGCCUCGGAUUCAGGCUAUUACUGGACAGAUGGGUCAGCAAUGGACUACGUGGAUUGGGCAGUUGGUCAGCCGGACAGCCAUCUUGGGAGGGAAGGCUGCGUUCUGGUCGAUAAAGUGACGUUCAAGAUGUCGGAUACUGUUUGCGAUACGUUCCAGCCGUUCAUCUGCGAGGCGACGGAAGGCACAAUGCUGACGACCCAAGCCCCGCCCACCGAGACCCCGGAUGUUCCCUGCGACGACGACAGCUCCUGGCUCCUGUUCAACGACAACUGCUACAAGUUCAUCUCCGAGGCCGACGAAGCGCCUCAGACGUGGUGGACUUCGCACAGGCUGUGUCGAGAGGAAGGGGGGGAGUUGGCGUCGAUUCACACCUACGAGGAAAACUAUUGGAUCGUGUCGAAGAUCUACAACAAGACUGACCAGACGCUGUGGAUCGGCGGGCGGUCCAAGCUCGACAGCAGCUACGAAUGGCUGGAUGGCUCCGUCUUCGACUUCAUAAACUGGGCCGAGGGCGAACCGAACGACUUCUUGGAUCAAGAAGACUGCAUCGGCAUGUACACUCGCGCAUCCGGGUACUGGAACGACCAGAACUGCGCCCACACCGAGGGUCGGAUCUGCAAACGACCCCACCACGCCACGCUGCCUCCUGCGAUCACGACCUUAGCUCCCGAUGGACACUGCCCGUCGGGGUGGAUGCAUGUCGCUUUAUCUAUCUAUUUAUCUCAAGGAUCCAAGUGCUUCAAGUACUUUACGCAGAGGUUGACUUUCGAUGACGCUCGAACGGCUUGCCAAGCGCUGGGAGAGGGCGUGGAUAUGAUCAGUGUUCAUUCGUCCAGUGAACAGGCGCACCUGACCACCGCCCUGGGCCAGCUACAAGUCAACACGUGGCUGGGGAUGAGAAACGAACGCGGCUUCCACUGGGUCGACCAAACUGCCAUCACGUACACCAACUGGGCAACGGGAGAGCCCAACGGCCACUACUAUGGGUCCUGGGGCCCCGGAGAAGACUGCGUGGAGAUGCUCACCCACAACCGCGCCGGACAGUGGAACGACGCUAACUGCCUCAUCCGCCACGCGUACAUUUGCCAGAGGAAUAUGGACCCGAGCAUAGGGACCCACAGCCCGCCACCCACGUGCGCGCCCCCACUCGAAAGCUAUUUGAACUACAGUGGAUCAUGUUACAAACUUGUUUCUACUCCUACUUCCUGGCAGGACGCCGAGGACGCGUGCGUGAGCGAGGGCGCGCACCUGGCCUCCGUUCAACACGUGUCCGAGCAGUCCUUCCUGUGGGUGCUGGCGCUGGACACGGGCGUUGAGGACACGUGGAUUGGGCUGAAUAACCUCAAGGACAAAGUACAGUUCCGUUGGUCCGACGACUGGCCGACCAUCUACACGAACUGGGCCAAGAAUGAACCGAACUCCAACCAAACGGACCACAACUGCGUCUGGUUGAGUGCCACCAAAGAGGGGUCGUGGUACAGCGACUUCUGUUCUGAGAAGAAGCCUUACGUCUGCAAGCAUAAGGAUGGUCCCGUGCCCACCCCCGAUCCCCCAGCCACGGGGACGUGUCCGGAUGAUCGCUGGCUCAACCUUGGCGGCGGCUUCUGCUACCUCGUCAUCGAAUCUGCUAAACCAUGGAAUGAGGCAAAUAUGAG
Messenger RNA from Penaeus indicus, 4007 nucleotides. Its product is annotated as macrophage mannose receptor 1-like. Gene Ontology annotation, molecular function: signaling receptor activity. The transcript is spliced from 23 exons. The annotation marks the transcript as partial. The record is from RefSeq and is a predicted model, not a curated record. NCBI's taxonomy places the organism in Eukaryota, Metazoa, Arthropoda, Malacostraca, Decapoda, Penaeidae.